UUAAAAAUUUUGACUGCAAAAGUCAAAAUGAGAAAUUAAUUUUAGGACGGAGGGAGUACAAAAGUUGAUGGGGCUGAAGUGGCGGGAAAAAGCCCUAAUCUAGACCCGGGAAACUGUAAUUGUCCGGAGCAGAAAAAUCAAGAACCGCAAAGUUGGGAAACGGAAGCACGAUGGCUGGUUCCGGCGAAGACUUCGCCCAGUUCGACAUUUCCGUAGAGGAAAAGGACAAGCUGGUCGGAGAAGUGAUACGCUAUGUUUUGUUCAAGACCGAGCAGAGCUCCGGUUGUCCGAUCAAGAGGGAGGAAUUGACCCAACUGGUCACUGGGAAAAGCUAUCGGCAGAGGAAUCUCCCCGCUUUCAUCAUCAAUGAAGCCAGGGAUAAGCUCGAAGCCAUUUUUGGCUACGAAAUGAAGGAGCUCCAGCGCACCCGUGUCUCCGCCAACAAUCGCCAUUCCCAGCAAGUUUCUGGUGAUGCAAAAUCAUAUAUCCUCGUCAGUAAGUUACCCCCAAAAGCCUACAAGGAGUGUGUGGAGGAUAAGAACAAAUCACACUUUAACGGUUUUGCCUUUGUGGUGAUUAGUAUCAUCUAUCUUUCUGGAGGCAACAUAGCGGAGGAAGAUCUUUGGCGUCAUUUGAGACGGUUGGGUUUGAUGGAAACUGAUGAAAACCAUCCUGUUCUCGGUAACUUGAAAAUGACAUUGGAGUCACUUAUUCAGCAAAGAUAUUUGCACAAAGAGAAAGUCAAUGGCCCUGAGGGUAAUGCUAUACAUUAUGAGCUUGCUGAAAGAGCUCUAGAUGGGGAUAUUAAUAAUAGAAUGAAAGAGCAUAUAUCCAAGAUUGUGCAAAAGGAUAUCGUAUCUUUGGAUGAUGAUUAGAUAUUCAUGCUGGCCUGAACUGGUAUUGUGUGUUUGGAUGAGGAUGAGCACAUCUACGACCUAUAUCUCGUCUCAUACCUUACUAUGCUCACUCUUAAUUGCCGCUAACAAUGCACCAGUGAAUCUCAAGGCGGGGAAGGAAACAAAUCAAAUCAAGAAAUCGAGUACUUAACACUUGUUUGAAGUUGACAUCGUGCCGGAAGCUGACAUCAUAUUCACGAGAAGAGGCAUCGAUGAUGUGUUGAGGAAUCACCGAACGAUGAUGACGAUGAAAGAGAGGAAGGUGUGUCAAAGAACGGCGACAUUGUAAGCCUGUCAUGCGUCAUCACACAAUCGAGAGAAGAGAACGGGUGAGGAGAACCCUAAUAAAGUCUGAUACCAUUG
Cuscuta campestris is the source of this 1259-nucleotide messenger RNA. The record is from the annotation of a GenBank genome assembly. Lineage: Eukaryota; Viridiplantae; Streptophyta; Magnoliopsida; Solanales; Convolvulaceae.